Molecule: messenger RNA, 881 nt
Organism: Trichoplusia ni (cabbage looper)
Lineage: Eukaryota; Metazoa; Arthropoda; Insecta; Lepidoptera; Noctuidae
Product: tRNA (guanine-N(7)-)-methyltransferase
Exons: 6
Coding region: 139-852 (237 amino acids)
Biological process (GO): tRNA methylation; RNA (guanine-N7)-methylation
Cellular component (GO): tRNA methyltransferase complex
Molecular function (GO): tRNA (guanine(46)-N7)-methyltransferase activity
Source: RefSeq, a predicted model, not a curated record
GAUAAUUUGAUAAACUGUGUGUGUGUGUACUCGCGUCGACGACACGCAUGGAAUGACAAAAAGAGUUUGAAAAUAAAUUUUAUACUUAAAAUUGUGACUUAGAUCUUAUGUUGGUACUCAUCAAUAAUUUAAGGCACUAUGGCACUGCCCCAGAAAAAGUAUUAUAGGCAACGUGCACAUUCUAACCCAAUUGCAGAUCAUUGUUUUGAUUACCCUACUCAUCCAGACGAUUAUGACUGGUCAGUUUUGUAUCCUAUGAUAAAAAAAGAUGCGAGUAAAGAUAAACAAGUGGACUUUUUGGAUGUUGGCUGUGGGUAUGGAGGUCUCCUAGUAACUCUAUCACCAAUGUUUCCUGAAAACUUAUUACUGGGGCUGGAGAUUCGUGUCAAAGUUUCUGAUUAUGUCAAUGACAGAAUUCAGGCACUGCGUACACAGCAUACAGACCAGUACCAAAAUGUUGCUGUAUUGAGAACAAAUGCAAUGAAAUAUUUACCUAACUUCUUCCACAAGGGACAGCUCAAAAAGAUGUUCUUCCUAUAUCCAGACCCCCAUUUCAAGAAGGCUAAACAUAAAUGGAGGAUUAUCAACAAAUGGUUGUUGUCUGAAUAUGCAUAUGUUUUGGCUGAACAGGGUAUAGUUUAUACUAUUACUGAUGUGAAGGGUUUGAAUGAAUGGAUGGUAUUACAUUUUGAGGAGCAUCCACUAUUUGAAAGAAUUCCAGAUGAAGAAUUGAAAUCUGAUCCAAUUGUUGAGAAAUUAUAUGAAAGUACAGAAGAAGGUAAAAAAGUGACUAGAAACAAUGGUGAUAAAUUUGUUGCAGUAUUUAGAAGAAUAUCUGAUAAAACUGAAUAAAAUGUAAAAUACUUUUUUUAAUUAUAAAA